Molecule: messenger RNA, 1859 nt
Organism: Nasonia vitripennis (jewel wasp)
Lineage: Eukaryota; Metazoa; Arthropoda; Insecta; Hymenoptera; Pteromalidae
Gene: PAN2
Product: PAN2-PAN3 deadenylation complex catalytic subunit PAN2
Exons: 2
Coding region: 290-1687 (465 amino acids)
Biological process (GO): nuclear-transcribed mRNA poly(A) tail shortening
Cellular component (GO): P-body; PAN complex
Molecular function (GO): protein binding
Source: RefSeq, a predicted model, not a curated record
AAAUAAACACAAAAGGAAGCCAAGUUGUAGUCCGAUGGUUGUAGCAUCGUAGCGUUGGCCAUUAUUUGUGAUGGAUAUAUAAAAACAAUCUUCAGGAAGAAAACCCUUAAAUUGGAGGGCCUGAAAAUGAAUUAAUCAGUGAUUAUGAGAUUCUUCAUUUUUAAUUGAUCAAGAUUUUUAAAAAGCCAUCAUGAUACUUAUUUGGAGGUAUCUCGCAUAGAAGACUGAUUAAACGCAUAUAAGGAAAAUAUGAAAGAAUUUUGAAAAUAUUGAAGAAAUUUAUUACACCAUGGAAUUUUCAGCAGCUAACGAAUAUAAUACCACUGUUCAACAAACAGACAUGGUGAAUUGUAGCUUACAAGAUAAUAUAUUGUGGAACAAUACAGAGUACAAUAUUUCAGCUGAGAAUUUCAUAUCUGCAGAUAGCUCAGUUCUUAAUGAUGAAGAAUUCAGUGCACAAUUUGCAGGAGCAGAGUAUAGAGAAACUCAAACUGUGCUCACAGAUGGAUCGGGAAAUGGCUUUGGUGUGUCCACUGUCAGUUUUGACACAGUUGAAGAGAUUGUGUGGACAGGAAACCAGGGAGGUCAUAUAACAUCCUACUAUGGCCCAAUGUUACAAAAAUAUACUUCCUUCCAAGUUCAUCCAAAACAUGAGGUACGCCAGAUUCGGCCAUUGGGCAAUGGAAUAUUAGCACUCACACAGAACCAUCUGAGAUUUCAAAAUAGAAGAGGUUUACCAGUCUACAGCUAUACAUCAGCCAACAUGGUUGAUAUGCAAUGCUUACUGUGUUAUUCUUCAACAAGCUUACUGAUGGGAGGACAUCAGGAAAAAAUGAUAGAUUUGGACUUGAACACUAUAAAAGAAAAGAGAUCUAUUGAGAUAGGAGAGAAUGGUUGUGCAAUGUUGAAGCAACAUAAUAGAUACAUAUGCGCUGGCAAUGCUUUUGGAAGAAUUGAAUUUAAGGAUCCUAAUACAUUGAAUACAGAGCAUACAUUGGAUACCCACAGUGGUUCAUUGAGUGAUUUUGAUAUACAAGGAAAUUAUUUGGUAACUUGUGGAUUUAGCAACAGUAGACAGGGGCUCUCCGUUGACAAAUUUCUCAUGGUGUAUGAUUUGAGGCAAAUGAAAGCAAUAAAUCCACUGCAAACUUUAAUAUACCCAUUACUACUUAAAUUCCUGCCAAGCUAUUCAAGUAAAGUUGCAAUUGUGUCCCCGUUGGGGCAAAUGCAAGUGAUUGACACCAUUUAUGCUAAUACACAAUCAUUGACAUGUUUAUAUCAGGUGGCUACCGGAGGAGCCAUGAUUUCCUCAUUUGAUGUGUCAUCAACAUCUCAAGCCUUGUGCUUUGGAGAUUCUGUAGGCUCUAUUCAUCUAAUGACCUCUAGUGUAACCGAUCCACAGUUUAAUACUUUUUCAAGACCCACAGAGUUUGUCGAUUCAGAAGAGAUUGUACAAUCUAUGGAUAUCAAUGAUGUCAACUCACCUUUGAGCACGAUGCCAAUUAUAUACAAUGCUGGCACAUUACUGAGUGACUGGCCUGAGGAAUACUCCAGAAAAAUUUACAGAAAAACUCCUUCAAUAGAUGGAGAGAUUUUGAAAAUGAUGAAGAUGCAAGGAUCCAUUGGAUAUGCCCCUAAUCCUUGUCCUCACCGUAGAAGACAGAAAAAGCAGAUACUCUCUGCGUAAUCAAGUUUCAAUGAUCUUGCAUAAAAAUGAAAAUGCUGAAGCAAAUAAUCAAGGUAUUAAAUCCAAAAAGUAGCUUGUAAAUAAGAAUGAUUUUGAGAGAAGUUUCACACACAGUGAAACAGUUUAUCUGAAUGAUAUAUAUUUUUUAAUGAAGCAGAUAUAUUUAUAAAAA